AUGGCUAGAGGCCCAGGAGGUCCCCCACCCCCUCCAGGUCCACCACCUCCCCCAGCACCAGUCGCCCCACCUCCCAAGACAUCCGAGAGAAACGCCUUGCUGAGCUCAAUCCACAAGGGAGCAAAGUUGAAGAAGGCAAAGACCAAUGAUCGUUCAAGUCCAAUUCUUGCGCCAGACAAGUCUGGCGGCGGUGGUGCUGCCCCAGGCGGCCCACGUCCAGGAGGUGCUCCCAUGGGUAUGCCAGGCGGUCCUCGUCCAGGCAUGGGUGCUCCACCCCCCGGCGGUCCCCGUCCAGGUAUGGGUGCCCCACCUCCAGGCGGUCCACGUCCAGGCAUGGGUGCUCCACCUCCUUCAACUGGAGCUCCACCAAUGGCCCUCCCAGGCAUGAAAAAGCCAGCUGGUCCACCUCCCAAGCUCGCGGCCAAGGUUGCCGCUCCUCCACCUGGCUCUGCUCCACCACCCAAGCUCCCAGCCAAGGUUGCCGCUCCACCUCCUCCAAGAAGGUAA
Molecule: messenger RNA, 507 nt
Organism: Acytostelium subglobosum LB1
Lineage: Eukaryota; Evosea; Eumycetozoa; Acytosteliales; Acytosteliaceae
Exons: 2
Coding region: 1-507 (168 amino acids)
Molecular function (GO): actin binding
Source: RefSeq, a predicted model, not a curated record